CUGAGCAGACCGGGACAUUUCUUCUGCUCCGUGUGGACGUACUGUGCGAAAGGGAGGUCGAGAGGCUAUCUCGGUAUGCGAAAUUAGGUGGAAAUUUCUUACGAGCGAUUGUGGUUUGGUGUGUCGUGUAUAUCUGUCUAAAUAUAUAUUAUAAUUAGAACAAAAUAAUUCAUAAAUGGCUAUGAAUCGUCCACGCCUCGAAGUACCACGAGAACUGACUAGCCUGCUAUUAGAUUUUACCGUAAAUGUAUUACUCGAAAAACCGGCUGAUCUAGUGGACUAUGCAGUUAGUUAUUUUACAAAGCUACGGGACGAAGGUCGCCCAAAUAAUCAGCAAUCUGUACCUCUGACAUCCGUGACAUGCGAAGAAGAUGAACCGAAUAGUGAUGAAGAUGAAAUUGAUGAACCUCCACCAGUUCGAAAAAACCAAAACCAGUAUUCACGACGAAAAUCAGUUUUUGCUGAACAAUAUAACCCAGAAGAUGAUGACGACGAUGAUGUGGAACGUGUUAUUUAUCCAAAAUCGGAUAUUCAGCGACAGCGUCUUGGUGAAGCUGUACGAAACAUCCUGCUCUUCAGAUCUUUAGACUUGCAACAAAUGCAAGAGGUCUUAGAUGCCAUGUUUGAAAGAAAGGUAAAACCUGGAGAUAUUGUCAUAAAACAAGGAGAUGAUGGUGACAAUUUUUAUGUUAUUGACAGUGGUGUUUAUCACAUAUAUGUUGAUACUGAUCAAGAAAAAAAUAAAUUGGUUGGAAAGUAUGACAAUGCUGGCAGCUUUGGAGAACUUGCUCUAAUGUACAAUAUGCCUCGCGCCGCAACUAUUGAAGCUGCUUCUGAAGGAUCUUUAUGGGCUAUGAACCGCCAGACUUUUAGGAGAAUAGUUCUAAAAAGUGCAUUCAAGAAGAGGAAGGAGUAUGAGAAGCUGUUAGAGGGUGUGCCAAUGUUGCAGACAUUGGAGAACUAUGAAAGAAUGAAUUUGUGCGAUGCACUGAUGCCCAAAGCUUAUGCCGAUGGUGAACUCAUUAUUAAACAGGGCGAUGAAGCAGAUGGUAUGUAUUUCAUAGAAGAUGGGAAUGUGAAAAUCACUAUGAUCAAACAGACUGAAGAUAAUAAAGAAGUAGAAAUGGAAGUUACUACACUCACAAAGGGGCAAUAUUUUGGAGAAUUAGCUUUGGUUACCCAAAAACCUCGUGCUGCUUCAGCUUAUGCUGUUGGAAAUGUGAAACUUGCAUUUCUUGAUGUUGCUGCUUUCGAGCGACUAUUAGGACCUUGCAUGGCGAUUAUGAGUCGAAAUGUUGAUCAUUAUCGAAAACAAGUUGUGGAGCUCUUUGGUUCUGAAGCAAAUAUUAGUGAUCUACGAUGAUCUACCUUUCAUAUUUCAUCUUAAUGCAUUUGGUUGGACGUCUUACUGUGCCCUAAAUCAUAUCUGAGGUCAAAUAAUGCACCUCCUAAAUAUUGUCACAUUUAUGUUAAUCUAGUCUGAUUUCUCUGUAACAAUUAGAUCAUCAUUACUGUUUGUUGGUGAAGAAGUUAUGUAGUUUAUUUAUACAUUCUAGAAAAAAAAAUUCUAGUCUGUUUUGAUUAUAUUCAAGAAUAUUUAGUUUCAAAGCAGUGUAGCAUUGUAAUAUAUCUGCUGCAAAUGUGUGUAUUAAAUCAUCUGUGACCAACUGUUCAUUAGCGAAUGAAAGUGUCAUUUUAUUUCUUCUGUAGAAUGAUUAUGUUUAAAAUUAUUCUGAAUUACACAUUGAACCAGUAGUGUUAUUCAUUAAUGACAAAUAGUGUGGAUCUUAUAAACUAUCUUAUAUGUAAUUUAUCGAUUUAAAGAAAUCCUUAGUAACUUUCCAUGAUUUAUUCUUAAAUGUAUAUUUAAAAUAUUGUUGAGUUGAAUUGUUUUCAAUUAUAUGCUGUUUCGUGUAUUUAGAACUCUUGAUAUUUAAGUGUACUGAUAUAAUAUUGCUGUGGUUCAAUGCUUAUAAGUGUUUUGUCAUUUCUUGGUUUCUUAAGUAUAAAUAUAUGAAAUAUCAAGUUCAUUUGUAAUUCAGAUAUAUGUGCUCAUGAUAGACCCUUGCGGUAUCUAUAAAUAUGUUACGGAGCUUAUGUUAUUCUUCAGUAAAGUUCUCAUACGGGAUGAAGUUCUUUUUAUUACUGUAAAUAUUAAAUGAAAAUUUUGAAAGUCUUAUUCAAACGCGGGGAAUGCGAUACUGUUGAUCAUUUUUCUUAUUCUAACAUUUAUUUUUUCCGUAUAUUAAAGUUAAAGUUAAUUUAUAGAAUGUAUAUGCAUUCUUAGUUAUGAUGUUUUCUUUGAAAAAUUGAGGAAGUUUAAAAUUUUGCUAAGUCAUCAAACGUUGCUUAUUUUCCUAUUAAUAGUCGGCUUAUAUUUCAUGAAGGCAUAUAUUAUAAUAAUGCAAUUCAUGCAAAAAUAUUGAUAUGUGUGCUAUCGCAGUGUGGUCUAUUUAAUGUUUCUAAAAUACAUUUUCACUUAUUAGCUUAUCGUUAUAUAAAUAUAUUAAGGUUGUGCAACUUUAACUGAAGAUGGACUUAUGUAUAGUAUGUAAAGUGAAAGCUAAAACUUUUUAUUUGAAUGGAAUUUUUCUUGCAUAUGUGAAUCAUUGUGUACGUUGUUUCUUACGUUGUGUUUCAUUUUAAACUAUCAUAAUUUAAUACCAGUUGUGUUCUAGGUAUCAUAUUUUAGUAUGUUAUGAUUCACUUUUUUUUUUUUUUUUUUUUU
Molecule: messenger RNA, 2728 nt
Organism: Argiope bruennichi
Lineage: Eukaryota; Metazoa; Arthropoda; Arachnida; Araneae; Araneidae
Gene: Pka-R2
Product: cAMP-dependent protein kinase type II regulatory subunit-like
Exons: 13
Coding region: 176-1363 (395 amino acids)
Biological process (GO): regulation of protein phosphorylation
Cellular component (GO): cAMP-dependent protein kinase complex
Molecular function (GO): cAMP-dependent protein kinase regulator activity
Source: RefSeq, a predicted model, not a curated record